Molecule: messenger RNA, 15301 nt
Organism: Podarcis lilfordi (Lilford's wall lizard)
Lineage: Eukaryota; Metazoa; Chordata; Lepidosauria; Squamata; Lacertidae
Source: the annotation of a GenBank genome assembly
AUGGAUGAGCAAGACUCAGCCGGCCCUGAAGCAGGAAGGGGUCAUGCCAUCAACACUGGGAGCAGUGAAGGAUUCUGGGAAAGCUCUGUGCAGAAUAUCCUGGGUGAGGAGGACACCCUCCACUCUGAUAUGAAGAGCCAGCAGUUUAGGCAGUUCUGCUACCAGGAGGCCAAAGGACCUCGAGAAGUUUGCAGCCAACUCUACAACUUUGACUGUCGGUGGCUGAAGCCAGAAAGGCAUACAAAAGCUGAGAUGCUGGACCUGGUGGUCUUGGAGCAGUUCCUGGCUGUCCUUCCACCAGAGAUGGAGAGCUGGGUGAGGGAAUGUGGAGCGGAGACCAGUUCCCAGGCGGUGGCCCUGGCCGAAGGAUUCCUCCUGAGUCAGGCAGAGGAGAGAAAGCAGGCAGAGAGAAAGCAGGUGAGAGAGACUGUCCUCUGGAUACUCCCAAGGGGCUCUGAACAGAAUGGAGAGUAUCCUGAAAUCCUCUACUAAGCUUUCGGAAAGCAUCCCCAAAUGGUUUCCCCUUUGCCAUUCCUUUUCUAAUAUUUCUCUCCAUCCUCUGUUCUGAAUCCUUGUUGCUCUUUCAGGGAAAGAUUAUCUUUGCAGAAAUGGGUCUGGAUUCCUCUGAGGCAGAGAAGACUCCGUUGGUCAGGAGAGAGAGGCCGCUGGGUAAGGAGGAAGGAGCUUUUUCUCCCUUUGGUUGCAUUUUAUGGAUUUAGGAACUCAUCUGUGGGUUCUUUUCAUCUUUUGGGGGAAGACACUUGGGGCCAAGAGAAGGCCCUCUGCCUGGUUCUCUGUAGCUUUACUCCUCGCAGUGAGGGAACUGCCAGAAGGCCCUUGGAGCUGGACCUCAGUGUCCGGGCUGAACGAUUGGUGUGGAGACGCUCCUUCAGGUCUACAGGGCCGAGGCUGUUUAGGGCUUCAAAGGUCAAUACUGUACCAACAUGUUGAAUUGUGCUUGGAAACAUACUAGGAGCCAGUGUAGGUCUUUCAGGACCAGUGAUAUAUGGUCCCAGCAGCUGCUCCCAGUCACCAGUCUGGUAGCCUCCUUCUGGCUUAGUUUCUGAAUCACCUUCAGAGGUACCCACGCAUAGAGCGCACCAUCUGUAGUUAGAGGUGCACUGCUUCACCUCGAAGAAAAGCAUGUGCUAAUGGCCUGCCACCUCCCUUUGUCUCUGACAGGUGACAGAAUGAUGCUGGCAAGUCCUCUUCUUCCAUCUUUGCAUGGAGGCAGAGGAGAAACAUCAGCUCUGGAACCAGAUCAGGUAGGGAGAAGGAGCAUUGCGGGCAAAGAGGCUAUGAGGUGUGGCAGCUAGGCAGAAAACAACAGAGCAAUGUGUAGUAGAUAAUCUGUAUAUUGUCUAAGAAGGGGACCUUUCCCUUUUUAUUUUAGGGUCUGCUGUGCUUUGAAGAUGUAGCUGUUCAUUUCACAGAUGAGGAAUGGGCGUUGCUGGAUCCUGACCAGAGAGCUCUGCAUAAGGAAGUCAUGGAGGAGAAUUGUGGGAUCAUGAACUCUCUCAGUAAGGCUCCCUGUUGGAUCAUGAUGUCUGUUUUGGAAUUUAAGAUCCCUUGGGAAGAAUCUGGGAGAGGAGGAGACUUAGUCAGUUGUGGGAAGGCAGGGCCUUCAGUCCCCACAACUGGCUCGUAGGGGCCAGACCCAGAGGGAAGUAUUGCUGUGCUCACUAGGCCUGACACUUCUGAGCAGCCUGUUGCUUCUCAUAAGGAGUUAACUUCACUUACUCGGUGUGAUUUAUUGCUGCCCCACUCCUGACACUCAGGUUCCCAUACAUAUGUUCAUUGAUGCCUGUCAACAAAAGCAGUGAAGCCUGUUUUAAGGCCUUACUUUUAAUUCCCUUCAGUUCUUCCCGUGUCCCAAGCAUUAAUUAGCAAAGUUCAAUAACUGAGCGCUGCGUUUCACCCUGAGGCUGUGAUCCAUUUCUUUCUUUGUUGCAGAUGCUGAUGAAUCAGAGAUUAAGAACCAGGGAGACCAUGACCAUGUCUACACCAUGGAGAGGCCAAGUAAAUAUUCUGAGUGUAGAGAGAACUUCAGUCAAAGCUCCCAUUCCACUUCCCUCCAAAGAAAUCCAUUGGGGAAGAAAUCCUAUCAAUGCUUGGAGUGUGCGAAGAGCUUCAGUCGGAAAGAGAGUCUCACUUCCCAUCAAAGAAUUCAUACACGGGGGAAACCAUAUCAGUGCAUGGAAUGUGAGAAGAGUUUCAGUCGGAAGUUCAAUCUCACAGUCCAUCAAAUAAGUCAUACAGGGGAGAAACCGUAUCAGUGCUUGGAAUGUGCAAAGAGCUUUACCCAGAAAAAGGAUUUCACUUCCCAUCAGAGAAUUCAUACAGGGGAGAAACCAUUUCAGUGCUUUGAAUGUGGAAAGAGUUUCACCUGGAAGAAAAGUCUCACUUCCCAUCAAAGAAUUCAUACAGAGGAGAAACCAUAUCAGUGUUUGGAAUGUGGGAAGAGGUUCUGUCGGAGUUCCCAUCUCACAACCCAUCAAAUAAGUCAUACAGGGGAGAAACCGUAUCAGUGCUUGGAAUGUGGGAAGAGCUUCAGUCGGAAGUUCAAUCUCACAGUCCAUGAAAGAAUUCAUACAGGAGAGAAACCAUAUCAGUGCAUGGAAUGUGAACAGAGUUUCACCUGGAAGGAAGGUCUUACUUCCCAUCAAAGGAUUCAUACAGGGGAGAAACCGUAUCAGUGCUUGGAAUGUGGAAAGAGGUUCACCCGGAAGUUCUAUCUCAUAGUCCAUGAAAGAAUUCAUACAGGAGAGAAACCGUAUCAAUGCUUGGAAUGUGGACAGAGCUUCAGUCAGAAGACCAGUCUCAUAGGCCAUCAAAGAUGUCACAGUGGGGAGAAACCAGACAAUGGCUGUAUAUGAAUUUAAUUUUCAGAGACUUUGAUUAAUAUGUUCAACGCGGACCCUGAGUUCCACUUCUGAAGGCCUUCUGCCAGUUCCCUGAUUGUGGGAAGUGAGGUUACAUGGAACAAGGCAGGGGGCCUUUUUGAUAGUGUCACCCGCCUUGUGGAACUUCUCUCUUGUUAGAUGUUAAGAAAAUAAAUGACUAUCUGACUUUUAGAUAAGGAAGUUCUUUAUGUUUGUUAGUUUUACUGUGGUUUCACGAAUUGUUAGAAAUAAUAAUAAUAAUGGUAAUUGCAUUAUAGGUCAAAAUUAGCACUUUGAAUUGGGUGUGGAAGCUAAUUGGCAGCCAGUUCAGUUGGGCCAGGAUCAUUAAUGCCCAUUAAAAUAGGUCGUAAACACUGUAAUAAGUAGAGGUCCCUCUACUUAGGACAGCCAGAACUGGGCAGAAGACUAAAGGGAUUCCUUCCUUCUGUUUUUUUGGUGGCUUCCUGAGAGCCCAGGUGGAUGAGCCAGACUCAGCUGGCCCAGAAGCAGGAAGAGGCCAUGCCAUCCAAACUGGGAGCAGUGGGGGUUGAUUCCAGGCCGUGUCUAGCCCUCCUAGAAGGGAAGUGACCCUGCCAAAUGUGAUGGCAACCGAAGGGAUUUCUGUGAGAUGAAUCUGCCUGUUUGCUCCUGCCUUUUGGUGCUUUUGGUCAAGGAAGGAAUUUAGAACUGUGGUUGACUGAGUACAAUUUUCACACCAGGCUGAGGGGGGGGUUUUCUAAUCCUGGGGUCCUCAAGAGCUGCUCUCCCUCCUAUCCCAGGAAAGGGCCCCCAUCACCUUGGAGUGGCCCCAUGUGCCCAGGCCAUUAGACCAUUUCAUUUUUUAAAAAAUCUUAUUUAUUAAGGUUUCAAAAAAAGGUUACAUAGACAAGAAAAAAAAAGAAAAAAAUUAGAGAAAAGAAAAAAUACAAAAUACAGAAAAAAUAAAAGACACUUAAAAACAAAUCAAUCUUUCCAUGCCUUACAUUUCAUUUCCUUGUUUCCCUGACCUCCUCACACCUCCCUUUUUUGUAUUCCAGUUCAGUUAGUUAAUUCAGCAAUUUCUUUCCCUCUUUGUUUUUAUCUUAAUCCUUUAACUUAAUAUAUUAUAACUUUGGAUUCUCACCUGUUAACAAUCGAUUUUUACAUACACCUUUAUAACAUUGCUGCUAAAACCACUUAACUUCAUUCUGACAUCAUUCUAACAUUCAUUAAUUUUGCAGUAUUUCUGUAAAUAGUCUUUAAAUUUCUUCCAAUCUUCUUCCACCGACUCUUCUCCCUGGUCUCGGAUUCUGCCAGUCAUUUCCGCCAAUUCCAUAUAGUCCAUCACCUUCAUCUGCCAUUCUUCCAGAGUGGGUAAAUCUUGUGUCUUCCAAUAUUUUGCAAUAAGUGUUCUUGCUGCUGUUGUGGCAUACAUAAAGAAAGUUCUGUCCUUCUUUGGCACCAAUUGGCUGACCAUGCCCAGGAGAAAGGCCUCUGGUUUCUUCAGGAAGGUAUAUUUAUAUACCUUUUUCAUUUCGUUAUAGAUCAUCUCCCAGAAAGCCUUAAUCCUUGGGCAUGUCCACCAAAGGUGAAAGAAUGUACCUUCAGUCUCUUUACAUUUCCAACAUUUAUUAUCGGGCAAAUGAUAGAUUUUUGCAAGCUUGACUGGUGUCAUGUACCACCUGUAUAUCAUUUUCAUAAUAUUCUCUCUUAAGGCAUUACAUGCCGUAAACUUCAUACCUGUGGUCCAUAACUGUUCCCAGUCAACAAACAUAAUAUUAUGUCCAACAUCUUGUGCCCAUUUAAUCAUAGCAGAUUUCACCGUUUCAUCCUGAGUAUUCCGUUUCAACAGCAAGUUAUACAUCUUUGACAAAAUCUUGGUUUUAGGUUCUAACAGUUCUGUUUCUAAUUUUGAUUUUUCCACCUGGAAGCCAAUUUUCUUGUCCAAAUUAUAUGCCUCCAUCUGGGAUCUGGGAGGGCGUGUUGUCUUUUGAUGUUGCCAUCAAAACUGGGAGCCGUGGGGAAUUCUGGGAAAGCUCUGUGCAGAAGAUCCUUGGUGAGAAGGACAUUCUCUGCUCAGAUGUGCAGAGCCAGUGGUUCAGGCAGUUCUGCUACCAGGAGGCCAAAGGACACCGAGAAGACUGCAGCCAACUCCAACACCUUUACCAUCAGUAAAGUACCAUUGGUACUUCAUGAACUGGGGUAUGAUAACUCUGGCUCAGAGGCCUUAUUUCACUUCAGAUAACUCUUCAGUGUGAGCACAAAACCUACAUCUAAUGUGGAAAGAUCUGUAGCCUGAGCAAAGACUCUUGACAAUGGGUAGUCAAACUAAGGCCUGGGGGCUGGAUUUGGCCCAAUCGCCUUUUAAAUCUGGUCCGAGGGAAUCAGUGUUUUUACACAAGUAGAAUGUGUGCUUUUAUUUAAAAUGCAUCUCUGGGUUAUUUGUGGGGCAUAGGAAUUCUUCAUUUCUUCCCCCAAAAUAUAGUCCGGCUCCCCACAAGGUCUGAGGUACAGUGUACCAGCUGAAAAAAAUUGCUGACCCCUGCUUUUGACCAAAGGACUCCUGCUGGAGAGGAACUAUUUACAUUCAUUGCGUGAGAAAUUGGCCUGUGUUCAACCGAGUGCUGUAGGGGGUCACCAACUGGGCACAUGCGGGUGCCAUGGCACCUACUAAUCUUUCCCAGGUGCUCCUGCCUAGGUGCCCCAGACACUGAUAAUUCUAUCCCCCCCUCUACUGUUCUUUAUGUUAGAUUCGGUAAACAGACAUCCAUAGACAAAUACUCAUUGCAUUGCGAACAGCAAAUCGUUGAACCUUGCCAUUAAACUCAGAGGCUCCCUUGACCAACCUCCUUGUUUUCUGCUGCUCCCCUGUGAGAUACGUGGUGAAAACUUGUGUUGUUUCGUCAUUUAGCGUUCUUGCCUGACAUCUUUUAAGACUUAAAUUUGAAUCAGAGCAUUGAAAAGUCUCUUAAGAAUCAUGAGCCAUUCACUGCCCUGCUAAAUGCUGGUUUUUUGUAUGAUGGGGGAAAUUUAAAGCACGGGUUUGAAAGGAAGGGGGAGUAGAUCGCAAUGUAUAGCCAAGGGGGGAGGGCGCGGGUUGUGCUUUCCCCCUGCCAGCUUUCCCUCUUGUUUUUUGCCAAGGGACGGAGCAGCUCAGAGCCCAGCCAGGAGGGCAUCCCGAAAUACAGCAUCUCUGGAUGUGCGCAACGCACGGGGCUCCUCCUGGGCGCCUGCUUUGCAGAGGGGAAGGGCGAGCUUGGGGCGCUUGGCUUUGCCAGGGUGACACGGAACGGAACCGGAUUCCUAGAGAGGACAGAAAGAAAGGUGGGGGGGGGACCAGGUCCUCCCGAUCCAAAGCCCCUCCCUAGUCACUUCCUGCAAGCGGGGCGUGGAUGGUUUGUGUGUCUCCUUUGCAAGCUUCGCUGCCUGGGUGGCUCCUGCUGCAGUCUGGUGAGUCUCCUCUCUCUCUCCUCCCUUUGGGCUGCAGGCGAGGAUGCGGGGGGGGGGGGCCGUGUUCAGAUCAUGCGUGCCCCCCAGGGUCCUGCGCCCCCUCCUUGCUCUCUGCAAAGCCAGGGGGCGGGUCAUUUUGCAGGAGGGCUGCAAGCCUGUCCUUCCUUCAUAGCAAAGGCUGCUCACCGCUUUGUGGGGAAACAUUGGCUUUCAUCCACCCAGACUUGAGUUUGCUGCAAUAGCAGAGGCGUCUCCUGGGUGUCCAGAGCCCAGUCUAGUCCUGUUGAGUUUCAGUCAGUCAGGCUGGAGGAUGCGGACUAAGUGCUGGGAUCAGUCUUAGCCCCUCUUGGAGGAUGAGAAAGAGCAGGGAGGGGGGGCUGGCUGGGCCAGGGAGGGAUCAGUGCCCCCCUGCAGGAGUGGGUGCUCCCUUCCUGCUUGGAGGAGGCGGGGUAAAUUCCCUGGAUUCAGAGAUCCUAACUAACUCCCGGCCAGUGGCUAAGCUCCCUUUCCUGAGCAAGGUUCUUGAGUAAGUGGUCGCUGACCAGAUCCAGGCACUUUUGGAAGAAACUGAUUUUCUGCAUCCAUUUCAAUGAUCCGGAUGCAAGUGAACCCUCCCUUGUCCUCCAGUUAGAAGGAAAGCUUUCCCCACCACCCGUUCAUCAGACAGGGGUCUUAUCCAGACUGCUGGCUGACCCAGGUGCGCCCAUUCAGACAUGCAGCCUCUCAGGUGUCCAAAUGAUCUUCUGAGACUGACCAGAAAGCCCUGAACAGAGAACCACCAGAGGUCUCCCCACCCAAGGAAUCCAAGGCAGCGGGAGAGGCCCUGCUGGGAAGGGAGGGAACUUUGGGAGGGAUGGGGGCAUAGCUGUCAACUUACAGAUUUGAAAAUAAGGGACCAGCAGCCUUGAAAAUAAGGGACCAGCAGCCUUGAAAAUAAGGGACCAGCAGCCUUGAAAAUAAGGGAUCAGCAGCCAAAAUAAGGGACCUGCAGCCUCACCUGUUCCAGGCACUCCAGUCUUCCUGUCCUCCUGCAGUCUGGUCAAACUCACGCUGGUAGCUUCGAGAACACUGUCCAACCAACUUUGUAACCAGAGGUUCAAUGAAUAGAAUCUGAAUCACAUGCACCACAAGGCCUAUGCAGCCUCAACUUAAGAUGGCUCCCCAGGCUGGCUUUGCACUGCAAAGUUUGCAGCAGCACGUGCAACAAAAUGCAGUCCAGCAUUCAAAAACCCCCUCAGCUUGCAUUAACUAGCCACACACACACAGCCUCUCCCCCGCCACGAAAUCGCCAGUCACCCACCAUUUUAGUCAACCAGCUCCUUUCUUUCCCCCCACAAGUCAAUCUAAGGAGCCUCCAAAACAAAUUCAAAAGCCCCCCCCCGAGAUCGUCUUUCCUUUUCCCCCACCAUGUGCCAGACAAACCUUUUCGCUGGCAAGGGUGAGUGGGCAGUCGAUGACGUAUCCAUCCGAUUCCGAUCCGAGCACUCAGCACAGGUAUGUUCAACUUCUGAGCCCCUCUGAGCCAAAGGCAGAAAGCCCAGCCAGCAGCCAAACGAAGCCUCAAGGAAAACUACCGUCACCUCUCGGCUGGGAAGUGCUGAGCAAAGGCGAGUCCCCAGGCAACGCAGCCGAUUUGAUCAGCACAAGGCAUGCAAGCUCCACCCCCCAGUCGUUCUUAGACUUCUUAUUGGGUGAGCAACACAGCCAAGCAACACAGUUGGAGCAUCCCUCCUCCCUGGCCGGCAGGAAGGGAGGGAGAGGAGCUGCUUCCUUUGAAAUUUAAGGGACAUCAUUUAAGGGACAUCCAUCAAUAAGGGACAGCAGCGGGACAUGGCGCUGGAAUAAGGGACUGUCCCUCCAAAUAAGGGAUGCUUGACAGCUAUGGGUGGGGGUGAAAGAGGCAGCCCCCCCCCCCAGUGCUGAGAGUUACUGGGAGACCCUCUUCCCACCAGCUAUAAUUCCUGAGUUCCCUGGCAAGGAGGACGGUUGCCUAGCCACUCCAAGGGAACCUCUCCUAGCAGCGCUCAGCACCCUUUACAAAUGUUUCUCUGGAUUCUAUGGUCUCAUCCUGCUAUGCAGAUGCAGCACUGGGGGGGGGGGGGCUUGUGAGUGUAUGUUGUCUUUUUGGAAUAAGUUUUAAUUGAGUUUUAUAAUAACAAUCAUGGGAAUAAUGAAGGAUACAAAGAAAUUGACCGAGUCUUCUCUUGUCAUUUGUAUAUCACAAAAAUGGCACAAUAAGUUUAUGGGAAUAUCUACAACAUAUAGUUCAUUAUUAGAGGUCAUACAGUGUCUUAGUUCUUGGUUUAUGAUAGAAAUGGUUCUACAAUAGGAGGUAAAAGGCUUAACUUGGUUUCUGUACCUUCCCUCUCAUUCGUUUACCUAGUUAUGACCCGGGUUACAGUUACUUUUAAUGCAGCACAACUUUCUUCUCUGCCUAAUACUUUGGUUCCUGAGCGAGGGGCAUUUUUCGUUCGUCCGCCUCUCUCUUAGCCACCCUGAGGGAUUCCCCACAGACCCAGGGGAUCCUCGCAGGCCUUGUUCUUGGUUUGGAGGUCUCCAUUUCCUAGGAGAUCUCUCCCCAACUGACUGGAAGGAGACCCUGGUUUAGUCCAUCUUCCCACAGCUCCUCGCUCUCCUGCCUCCUCAGACUCAGACCUCCGAAUUAAAUCCUGUCUCAAUACUCUCCCCAGACCCUCCACUGGGUCAUAUUCCUAUCUAAGUUGCUGCAAGGCUCCUUCGCCUCAGAAAAACCCUCUCCCAAUCCCCAUCUCCCCUCUCAGAUCACAGCCAGUUCUCCCUCAGACAUAACCUCUCUGAAUAAUAAUAAUAAUCAUUAUUAUUAUAAAACAAUAAUAAAAUCCCCACCUCCCCUCUCAGAUCAGGCUCUGUCAAACUCUCUCCCUCCUUGGAUUUUCCCUCCAAAAGGGCUGGGAGCCAAUCAGAAAGAGGGAGAGGCUCCCACCCUCUGGUGGAGUCUCAGAGGCACUGCAGCCCCACACUCUGCUCUGGCUCUGAGGGGCCUAGAAGGGAAAAUACCUCAUGGGAGCACGUGGGUUUAAACAAAAGGAGAAAACUAGGAAUUAGAAAGGAUACAAAGAAAUUGACUGAGUCUUCUCUUGUCAUUUGUAUAUCACAGAAAUAGCACAAUAUGUUUAUGGCAAUAUCUACAACAUAUGCUUCAUUAUUAGAGGUCAGUGUCUGAGGAAUAUGUUUAAACAAAACCAGAAAAAGGGGAAGCAGCUGAAGAGGGCUGCUUACAGACACAGUAGGAAUGUGAGCCCUUCUAUACUUGCUUUUUAGCACUGUUCUUUGGCCCUCAAGCCUAAGAAAAAGGGACUCCACCCCAGUAGUGUGUCUUGAGAACAUUGGAGAAUCCAAAUGCUAGAAACUGAGGCAGAAGCAGGAAAGAAUUGGGCCCUGAAUCGGGGGAGGGAGGGAGAGCAACCCUAGAGGACCCCAAAGUUGGCAGGUUGGCUGGCUUCUGUCUCUUCUCAGGAGACAAUGGAAGAGAGUUCUUUGGGGAGGAGGUCAAAGGGCAGGAAGGGUGCAGAACCUGCUGUGGCUGAAGAGGGUUUCAUCCAACAGAAAUUUCCAAGGUUUCCUGCAGAUUUUGUAUAGUAACUUUUCUUCUAGGAGGACUAGAUGCUGACUUCUCCUUCUCCUUUUUUGAAGGCAGUUCAGAGUCUGGGCUGUAAUCCAGCCCAGCCCUGGUUCUUGACAAGACUCAUCCAUGCUUGCUCAGAGAACUUUGUCAUUCCUGUGGCCAUGUAUCAGUUUCAUAACAGAACAAUGUAUUUGCUUUGUAGGAUUUGCACACACUUAGGACAUACGGAACGUGGCAGAAGAACAAGGGCUUUCUUCUGAUCUCUUGGAGGCUUCCUGAGAGCCCAGAUGGAUGAGCAAGACUCAGCUGGCCCAGAAGCAGGAAGAGGCCAUGCCAUCAACACUGGGAGCAGUGAAGGAUUCUGUGAAAACUCUGUGCAGAAGAUCCUGGGUAAGGAGGACACCUUCAGCUCAGAUGCGCAGAGAAAAAAGUUCAGGCAGUUCUGCUACCAGGAGGCCAAAGGGCCUCGAGAGGUUUGCAGCCGAUUCCACCACCUUGACCGUCGGUGGCUGAAGCCAGAAAGGCACACGAAAGCUGAGAUGCUGGACCUGGUGAUCUUGGAGCAGUUCUUGGCUGUCCUUCCGCCAGAGAUGGAGAGCUGGGUGAGAGAAUGUGGAGCGGAGACCAGUUCCCAGGCGGUGGCCCUGGCUGAAGGUUUCCUCCUGAGUCAGGCAGAGGAGAGGAAGCAGGCAGAGCAGCAGGUGAGAGAGACUGUCCUCUGGAUACUCUCGGGCUCUGAACAUGAGAGAGAGUAUACUGAAACUCCCCAACCUUUUUUGGAAAGCACCUAAGGAAUUAUAUCUGAUACUCUAAAGUGCAUCUCCCAUUCCUUUUCUAUUCUUUCUCUCCAUUCUCUGUUUUCAAUCCUUGUUGCUUUUUCAUGAAAAGGAUCUGUUUGCAGAAAUGGACCCGUAUUCCACUGAGGAAGAGAAGACUCCAUUGGACACGAAAGAAAGACCACUGGGUAAGGAGGAAGGAGCUUUUUCUCCAUUUCGUCACAUUCUGUGAAUUUUGAAACUAACCUGUGGGCUCUUUUCAUCUUUUGGGGAAGGACACUUGGGGCCAGGAGCUCAAAUGUCAAAAUUCACUCAGUAGGUGAGACUUUUUCUGAGGCCCAUCUGUAGUUAGAGAUGUACUGCUUCACUGCUAAGAAAAGCAUACACUAAUGGCCGGCCACUUACUUCUGCCUCUCACAGGUAACAGAAUGAUGCCAGGAAGACCUCCCCAUCCAUCUUUGCAUGGUGGCAGAGGAGAAACAGCAUCUCUGGAGCCAGAUCAGGUAGGGAGAAUGAAGGAUUUUUGGGAAAGAGGUUUAGAGAUGGGGCACCAAGGGUUCUCUCUCCUGUUCUUGACUUCUAUCAAAAUUGUCCUUAACAAAGGCUCUAAAGGCCAUUCCAGAAGGUUUAUGUACUGAGGAUUAUGAACAACCACCUCACGUUCACCAGCUUUCUGAAUGAUGCUAGUAUUAUUUAUCAGUCGUUGCAGUUUUAUUUAUCAAUUUAACAUUUAAUGCUAAGAUAAGCUUCUAAACAAUUGACAAACCAUUAAACCAUGGCCAGAAUUCACCUCACGAGUCUCAUCAGUUGCAUUAUAGGGCUUCCCCCCUCCUUGUGGCCCCCUGCACCCCUGAAGUUGGCUUUAAUGGAACACUCCUGCAGGCCCCAUGACCACCUCUGGCAACUGGAAGAGCUACGCAGCAUUCCCGGAAAGGGGUCCUGGUGUUGUGGGACUCACAGCUGCUCUCUUGUGAGCACCCUGUCUAGCAGAGUAAAAGUAGCGCAGACGGAAGAGAGGAGGUAUCUGGGCAUACCUACUUUAUUUCUACUAAUUACAGAUUAAAGAACAUACCAAACACGUAUGAGAGGAGCAGCCCUCAUACAGACAUCCUGUCUUGUCGCAAGACAGAGCAGAAAGAAAAGAUACAAUAGUACCAGAGAUGGAAGUCACACAGACAGGCUUCCUUUUUCACAGAACAGAAAGUAAACAAUAGAAUCAGAUGAUCCUUGCAAUGGGAGGAGUGAAAUACUAAUAUCCUCCCCCAUUUCAUGAUAACCAUUGCAAUAUCUAGUACAUCAGCAAUCUAUGUACAUAUUCAUCCAGUUGUUCUCUGUUAACAACUUUAGACAACAAAUCAGCAGGAAUUUCCUUCCCUGCCAUGUAGGACACAUUUAUGAGUCCUCUCUGGAUACAAUCCCUUGCAUGACAUAGCUUGAUCUGCAAGUACUUGGUUCUUUAGGGCAUGGUGAAUGUUUCCCCGCUCUAGAACAGUAGACGGGGAGAGGAAAGGGUGGAAUGCUUGAGCAGAGAGAAUGAUCUGAAGAACACCAGAUGAAGUUCCAUCCAUUUACACAAAGAUGAAUACCCAUCAUUAAAAUACACAAUAAAACAAUUCCGUUAAGACCUUAAAAUGUGCAUCCAUAAUUAAAAUGUACAGCAAAACAAUCCCAUUAAAACAGAACAGCAAUGAACAGGCAGAAAGCACCAGAGCACUCUGUUGUAGAUAAUCUGUUGGCCGUCUAAGAGGAAGACUUUUCUCGUCUUCUUUUAGGGUCUGCUGUGCUUUGAAGAUGUAGCUGUUCGUUUCACAGAUGAGGAGUGGGCUUUGCUGGAUCCCAACCAGAAAGCUCUGCAUAAGGAAGUCAUGGAAGAGAAUUGUGGGAUCAUGAACUCUCUCAGUAAGGCUCCCUGUUGGAUCAUGAUGUCUGUUUUGAAAUUCAAUACGUAUCUAUAUAUGAUGGACCUCCAAUAUUUUGAUGAAGCUCAACAGCACCACCUACAGCAUCUGCGAUUCUGACACCCUCACAGUGAACCCUGAAUGAAGGGCUAUCUACUCUUUUGUCUCUGAAUAUUCUUCCUCCGGUUUUGCCUUCUAAAACCAUGGUUGGGCUGGUCUGAACUAUCUGGGCCUUCAGGGAUGUUAUGGAAAUUGAAGAAACUUCUGUCAUGUUUUCUGUUUCUGUUUUUGCUUCUGUCAGUUUUUCAUUGACAAAAGAGAUGACUGACAUCGGUAUGGUGUGAAUUCCAUGAUUCUGCAGAACAAAAUCUGUCCCAGAAUAGAACCAGGCUUUUCAAAUCCCACUGUCAUGGACUGGCUGGAUGUAGAGGAAUGGUGGGAGGAACCAGGUGGGAAACCCCCAAGGGAAUAAGGCCCAGAGCCCGGGGAGUGGUGGUUGGACAACCAUGAGUUGUCAGAGGGAGAGGAGGAAGAGAUUGGGAGGAGGAGGUGUUGGAAGCUGAGGAAGUAACAGGUUUUAGUGAGCAGGGGGAGUCUGUUGCAGAGAGGAGUCCGGAAGUAGAAGCUGAAGAAGAGGGAGGCCAAGAGGCACAGACAAGUCAGGCUGGUGAUGAAGCCAGGGUGUCUCGCCCUCCUGCUGUGGUAAGCUCCCUUACCCCCCUCGUCUCUCUGUACUAGAAGAGGUAUGAAGAAGAAGGAGCAGAGACAGUUGUGCUGGUGGAAGGGAAGGACCCAUGAGAAGAGGAGGCUUAGUCAGUUAGGGGAAGGCAGGGACUUGAAGUUGUUACGACUUCCUCAUAGUGGCAUAGUCUACUGGGAAUUGUUUCUGUGCUCACUGGGCCUGACACUACUGAGCAGCCUGUUUGUUCUCAUUAAAAGGUAACUUCAUUUAUUCCAUGUGAUUUAUUGCUGAUCCGUUCCUGACACUCAGGUCCGAUUAACGCCUGUCGACAAAAGCAGUGGAGCCGGUUGUAAGACCUUACAUUUAAUUCCCUUCUCUUCUUCCUCUGUCCCAAGCAUUAAUUAGCAUUGUUCAAUAACCGAGGGUUGCAUUUCUUCCUGAGUCUGUAAUCUGUUUCUCUCUUUGUUGCAGGUGGUAAUGACUUGGAAAUUAAAAACGAGGGAGACCAUGCCAAUGUCUACACAAUGGAGAAGCGAUGGAAAUAUACAGAGUGUAGAGGGAACUUUAGUCAAAGCUCCCAUUCCACUUCCCUUCAAAUAAAUCCCUUUGGGAAGAAAUCCUAUCAGUGCUUAGAAUGUGGAAAGAGCUUCACGCAGAAAGAAAGUCUCAUGACCCAUCAAAGAAUUCAUACAGGGGAGAAACCAUAUAAGUGCCUUGAAUGUGGAAAGAGCUUUGCCUGGAAGGAAAGUCUCACCACUCAUCAAAGAAUUCAUACAGGGGAGAAACCAUAUCAGUGCAUGGAAUGUGGUAAGAACUUUGCCUGGAAGGAAAGUCUCACUUCCCAUCAAAGAAUUCAUACGGGGGAGAAACCAUAUCAGUGCUUGGAAUGUGGAAAGAGCUUCGCCUGGAAGGAAAGUCUCACGACUCAUCAAAGAAUUCAUACGGGGGAGAAACCAUAUCAAUGUUUGGAAUGUGGGAAGAGUUUCAGUCAGAGUGCCCAUCUCACCACCCAUCAAAGAAGUCAUAAAGGGGAGAAACCAUAUCAGUGUUUGGAAUGUGGGAAAAACUUUACCCAGAAAAAGAGUCUCAGAUCUCAUAUAAAAAUUCAUAAAGGGGAGAAACCAUAUCAGUGCUUGGAAUGUGGAAAGAGCUUCAGUCGGAAAGAAAGUCUCACUUCCCAUCAGAGAAUUCAUACAGGGGAGAAACCAUAUCAGUGUUUGGAAUGUGGAAAGAGCUACAAUCAGAGAUCCAAUUUUAAGUCGCAUCAAAGAAUUCAUACAGGGGUGAAACCAUUUCAGUGCUUGGAAUGUGGGAAGAACUUUAGUCAGAGUGCUAUCCUUAAGACACAUCAAAGAGUUCAUACAGGGGAGAAGCCAUUUCAGUGUUUGGAAUGCGGAAAGAACUUCAGUCAGAAAUUAACUCUUAGUUUCCAUCAAAGAAUUCAUACAGGGGAGAAACCAUAUCAGUGCUUAGAAUGUGGAAAGAGCUUUAGUCAGAGGACCAAUCUCACAGCCCAUCAAAGAAUUCAUACAGGAGAGAAACCAUAUCAUUGCCUGGAAUGUGGAAAGAGCUUUACCCAGAAGGAAAGUCUCACGAACCAUCAAAGAAUUCAUACGGGGGAGAAACCAUAUCAGUGUUUGGAAUGUGGAAAGAGCUUCACCCAGAGAUUAACUCUCACUUUCCAUCAAAGAAUUCACACAGGUGAAAAGCCAUAUCAGUGCUUAGAAUGUGGAAAGAGCUUUAGUCAGAAGCCCCAUCUCACAGCCCAUCAAAGAAUUCAUACAGGUGAGAAACCAUAUCAGUGCUUGGAAUGUGGAAAAAGCUUUACCCGGAAGGAAAGUCUCACUCCCCAUCAAAGAAUUCAUACAGGGGAAAAACCAUAUCAGUGUUUGGAAUGUGGAAAGAGCUUCACCUGGAAGGAAACUCUAACUUCGCAUCUGAGAAUGCAUACCAGUAGUGGUAGCAGUAGUCAUUUUAUUACUGUCAGUGACCAGUAUCAAGAUAAAAACACCAAUUACAAAAUUGAAUAG